Messenger RNA from Spodoptera frugiperda (fall armyworm), 2503 nucleotides. It is a transcript of the gene Sgf11, whose product is annotated as SAGA-associated factor 11 homolog. The coding region runs from base 131 to 1057 and encodes 308 amino acids. The record is from RefSeq and is a predicted model, not a curated record. Gene Ontology annotation, molecular function: transcription coactivator activity. Gene Ontology annotation, cellular component: SAGA complex; DUBm complex. Gene Ontology annotation, biological process: positive regulation of DNA-templated transcription; regulation of transcription by RNA polymerase II. The transcript is spliced from 4 exons. Lineage: Eukaryota; Metazoa; Arthropoda; Insecta; Lepidoptera; Noctuidae.
UUUAUGGAAAUGAGAAAAAGAGACAGCACUUUCCAUGAAUGAAAAGGUAAUCAAUCAAUCACAACACCAAUUUUUCUGAAUUAUUAUUUAUUGUGAAGUGCUUUAUUUUUCGUCAAAAUUAGUAAAAUACAUGAAAAUGAAUACGAUAACAAGUGAAUUGAGUAUGCACGAUUUGAAUGUGAGGUUUUUUGAGAUAAUGCAAAAUGAAAAUAAUGCGGAAGCUGCAGCCAAUUAUAUCUUCGAAGCUGUUUGCGACGAUGUGACCCUAGGAUUUGCUUUCGAGUUCCACCAUGGGCUGAAGACUGGCUUGACUGAAUUGAUGGAAGGUGAGAAAGAAGAAGAGGAGCCUUACAAAAUAGUGAGCACACCAGAAUGUGAUGUCUUUGGUUUCUCAAUGAUGAAGAAGACACCUGAUUCCAACUGUUCCUGUCCAAACUGUGAAAGACCGGUUUCAGCUACAAGAUUUGCUCCUCAUCUAGAAAAAUGCAUGGGUAUGGGCCGCAACAGUUCACGCAUAGCUUCCCGUCGUAUCGCUUCGAACAGCCGCGAGCCGACCUCAUACGCGGGACUACUCAGCGAUGAUGAAGAUGACGUUGACUGGUCCGGAGGUUCCAUGCAGAACGAGCGACGGAAACGCAGGAUUAAGAAUAACAACAAUAGGAAACCUAAUAAAGUGCAUAAGCACAACAACGGGACGCAGAACUCGGACUCGAACGACGGCGCCACAUACGAAACGAUGAGUGCCAACGAGAAGAAGAAUUUGCUGCAGCAAAUCUGCGGCGUCGUUUCCGAGCACACUAAGAAAUUAUGCACUAGAUCCACACGCUGCCCGCAACACACCGAAGAACAACGGCGCGCCCUCCGCAACAGUGUUCUAGAACCUUCCACUCCAGAGUCUCAGACUAUGGGCCUCACCGCUGAGGAGGCUGGCUCCCCUCCCGACUCCAGCCCCUCAUCCUCCUGCUCCUCAUCCAGCCGCAAAAGGGACCGCCACCGCGCCCAACCAAAAACCAAAAGCAAGAGGGAAAGGAAUAUAUCACCUAACACAAGGGACUAAGGACUGAUUUCGCUUAUGUGGUAAGAAUAUCGCUGGAUACGGUAGAAAAUAGAUACUAUAAUAAUUUAGCUUGCUCCCAAAUGGGGUGAUGUGACUAUGUAUAGCAUGUGUUCGCUUUUUUAGCUAUGAAACAGUUCCAUUUUGUAUGAGAAAAUUUCCUUUGACCGACGGCCAUAGAUUAUUUUAUUUGAAUAGACAAUUACAGGUGUGUAAUUAGUUCCUGUAUACAUAGGUUCUAGGAUUAAGUUAGAUGUGACAAUAAUGACGAGAAUAUUUCAUAUUUGAUUCUUUUGUGACGUUAAGACAGUUUGCUUCAAUCAUGCAUAGCACUUAAGAAACAUACAUACAUUGCAAGUUAAAGGUAAGCGUCCACAGGCCCGCAUCGUACGCAUCGCUCGCACCGGAUUUUAGUUUGUCUUGUUUAGAAACUCAUACAACUGCGUCCUCUGAUCCGCAUCGUACGGACCGCAUCAUCGGCAAUGCCUACAUGCGAUGCGUACUGAUGACGUCAUACGGAAUGCGUUCGAUGCGGCCUGUGGACGCUUACCUUAAAUAAAAGAAAACAUUAGGGCCGUUCCCUUAACUUGGAGAGUUUAGAAAACCAUUUUUCUUUUUAUCAAACAUUGCUAAUGAUAAAGAUAAACAAAUUGUAAUAAAAUACACUUUUUUAUUCAAACUGCAUUCAAAAAUGAACUGUCUGUACUUUACACAUGAUUGACAAUUACUUGCUUUUACAAUUACGUAUGGCGGUCAAAGGAAGGUAUAAAUAUAAUCAAUUUGACGGUGCAUAUAAAUAAACAUUAGUUUUUACUACGCUAAUGUAUAGACGCUAGCUCAUUAAACUACCCCGGGUCUGUUAAUUUUGUUCAAUUUUUAACCUUAUCAUCAAUAGUAAGUUCUAAUAUUUCAUAAAGAGUGGUAAAUUCGUUCACCUUUCAAAAACUUACCUUUUGCGAGCAAAAUCGCAUACUAGAAUUUUUUCCCGUGUCGUGGUUGCGUUUACAGACGAACCAUUUCAUAAACAUAUUACACCCAGACCAGAAACAAUAAUUUGUGGAUCACACAAAAAGUUUGUCUGUAGUCUAAUGAGCUAGCAUUUUAGAAUUUAUUCAUAGAUAAAAAGAAAAGAAAUGAAUUUGAUGUCCUAAUAUUUAAGAACUAUUAUAGACACUAUUUGACAUAAUCAUACAUUAUGAAAUAUCGAUAAUACGGUUUAUUAUUGACUGCACUGCAAUGUGCAAAAAUUGUAAGACAUCUUCAUUCGAGAAAAUAAUAAAUUAUUACUAUUAGGGGUUAUUAACAACCUCGCAUGACUCAUGACUGGCAUCAUCGUCAUCUGCGCAGGGCUCUGACUCUUGAAACCAAUCUCAAUUUCAAUGCAAUAUCAAUCCAAUAUAAUCACAAUAAUUAUUCAAUGUCAAAACUAUACAACUCCUAUCAAUAGCA